AUGCCUCGUUGCCCAGGGGUUGUCCGAGUUCCACAGGUCAAUACUACCUUGUGCGAUGGUGUCAAUGAGGGAAGGGGACCUUUAACCACGGGCCAGACAUUUGACCGUUCUGGGCGAGCAAAUACUCCACGGCGCUUGGAUCCGCAGCAAAGCAGGUUGUUGCAAACCUCAACUAUUACUGUGUCUCGCUUGGUCAACCAUACACGGUACAUACGCAGUGGUUCUUCUACGAGGUUGGUUGUCAUCGGGAAUGCCAAAGUCAGAACCGCGGGCGGGCAUCCGCGCAAGCACCCGGCAGACCGACAGUCGCAGUACCGCUUCCGACCCACGAUCUAUCCAAAGACCGGAGCCCGUAAUGCGUUCUUCCCAGCAGCCUCUGUGAUCCCAUCGACGCCCAUCUACGGGUGGCACCAGCGGCUUCGCAGCCCGGCUGAUUUACCAGAAGAGGAGGAUCCUGCCGCCAUGACGGCUACUCUGCCGGCAAUGACGACGAUGCCAGAUAUAUGGACAACUCAAGGGGACGGAGGGGGUUUAUUUGACAACGAUCAUGGUAUUGCACCCGGCUCCGGUGACUUUACGCAGCUUCUUCAAUUCUAG
This is a messenger RNA of Aspergillus niger, 597 nucleotides long. RefSeq lists its product as uncharacterized. NCBI's taxonomy places the organism in Eukaryota, Fungi, Ascomycota, Eurotiomycetes, Eurotiales, Aspergillaceae. Bases 1 to 597 code for a protein of 198 amino acids. The record is from RefSeq and is a predicted model, not a curated record. The transcript has 4 exons.